CGUGAUAUGAAUUGACGGCAAGUUUUUUGUCAACAAUUGUUUGCGAUUAUCAUUUGGUCGACCAAUUGAUCCCAAGACUGGACACGAAUAAUGGCCGAGAAGUGCGUUCGCGACCGACUUCUCUCUAUUGUCGAUGACAUGGAAAUGAUAGCCAAAGAGCUGUUGGAGAUUGUGUUGACACCGAAGCCGUUGCGACCGAAUCAGAUGCUGGACAGCAACCAAUUGGCCGAUCUAUUG
Messenger RNA from Medioppia subpectinata, 237 nucleotides. NCBI's taxonomy places the organism in Eukaryota, Metazoa, Arthropoda, Arachnida, Sarcoptiformes, Oppiidae. The record is from the annotation of a GenBank genome assembly.